Molecule: messenger RNA, 1827 nt
Organism: Cimex lectularius (bed bug)
Lineage: Eukaryota; Metazoa; Arthropoda; Insecta; Hemiptera; Cimicidae
Gene: Yippee
Product: protein yippee-like 5
Exons: 3
Coding region: 239-598 (119 amino acids)
Source: RefSeq, a predicted model, not a curated record
AAAACAUCUGUGCAGGAACGUCGAAGUGAUACUGAAUAGUGAAUAGACAGCUGUAAAGUUGUAUCUAAUGGCCUAAUGCUACUCAGACGCGUAUCACUGAUGAAGAGACCGUUUCAUCUGGCAUCAGUGCACGUCGUCUGCAUCAUCAGGCAGGGCAUCGAGGCAUAAAUCUUGCUGCUGCUCUGUCAGAAUCGUUCGGCCCUGGAAAGGCCAAGCUGAACAGUAACCUUUGCAUGAGAUGGGUAGAAUAUUUCUAGAACAUCUAGGUGGAGCCAGGCUGUUCUCCUGCGCAUCCUGUGAUGCCAACUUGACCAACAGGGGCGAGCUGAUCAGCACAAGAUUCACAGGAGCGACAGGGCGGGCUUUCCUUUUUAACAAAGUGGUCAACAUUAAAUGCAGCAAGGUUCAAGACAGAGUCAUGCUUACCGGAAGACAUAUGGUAAGGGAUGUCUCUUGCAAAAAUUGCAGUGCCAAGCUUGGCUGGAUAUAUGAAUUUGCGACAGAAGAAAAUCAAAGGUAUAAGGAAGGGCGAGUCAUUCUCGAGAGGGCCCUCAUCACAGAAAGCGAUGGCAUAGACGAAAGGAUACACGAUGAUUGAAAGAGUCAUCCUCCAAGUUGGGUACUAAAGCCAAAAAAACAAACAAAAAAACUGAAAUUUUGAUAUGGGACAAACAAGGUGCUCAGGGGUUUCUUGUUUUUAACUAGUGUCUUCUUUUCUUACAGCAUAAAUUACUUUUCUAAAAAUUAUGUUAAAAAUAAUAUGACUGAAUUUAUAGAUGUAAGCUGUAAAGAAACGUUCUUCUUUUGUGUUUCGGUUUUGUAUUUGUAUAUUAUUUUUAAUUUCCAAACAGUGGGAAUUUUUUUUAAUACAAAUAUAACGAUUUUCUCUCAAGAAGAGAAAAACAUCAGUACAGGUUUUUUUGUUUUUUUUUUAAAUUAUAUUUCAUAACUUAAUUUAUUUCCGUCCUAAUUACAAUGAGCUUGUGAUCAUCAAAUGAAAAUAAAUCAAAUAAUGAUGUUUUUCCUUUCUUUCAUUGAAAAAUUGUACAUAGUCUUAGAGAUUAAUAAAAAUUAUUAAUAACAAAAUUAAUUUGUAAAAGUGUUCAAUUCAUGCUCUGUAAAUAGUGUCCCUUGCGUCAGAAUGAUUUCAACUGUAUGUAAUUAUGUAUAUUAAGAUGUAUAUUGUUUUAUUUAAAGAAUAUUUUUGCCCCCAGAUUUAUUUAUGUAAAUAAUUUUUUUUUUGACAGCCUAUGCUCAGAAUGAUCAAGUACUCGAAGGUAAACUAUAAGGCAUUAGAUUAAUUUUUAUGCAGUCAAACUGUUCAGCAUCAACUGGGAGUACAGUACCUUCAUUGAUGUUCAUGCGAAGUUUUGAAAACAUUUCAUUGUGACCAUGAAGAAAUCAAUUAUCUAUUGAACAAAUGCCGUCUUUAAGCAUUGCCCUUGUUUUUAUUUAUAUUUUUUUUACUCUUGAUCGGUCAAGUGUAAAAUUAUGUUAUGACCCCUCAUCCAUUAGAAGUUGACUAAACAUCAUGUUUUUUAGACAGCAGCAAAUUGCAGAAGCCUGGAUAAAAGUAAGUAAUGUUAUGAGGGAAAGCUGGGUUUCAACAUGGUGUAUAAAAUAUAGAUGACGACUUUUCCAAUUUUUUAAUUUAAAAUUCACGAAAUAUGAAAGUUUAAUUAAUGUUGAUAAGAAUACCAUGUAGACUGUGUUAAUCCUAAUCCGAGUUUCAAGACAGAAAGGAAUUGAUUAAUUUUUCAUAGUUUACCUUCUGCAAUAAAGUGAGAAUAUGUAUGUUGUAGAGUGAAAUAAAGAAAUGAUGUCAAA